AGAGUAGUGGACGUGAUGGCGCAAGUAAGCGAAGCAACAACGCCAGUGAAGACCAACAACAAUGCAAUUGCAAUAAAAACAAAUCAGAAGCGAGGAAAAAAAAAUGUGGCACAAACUAACUUAACUAGAGAAAUUAUAUGUUUGAUGUGAAGAAGAAGAAGAGGAGCGCUAGAAAAACAGCGGCUGAGUGUUAAUGUGCACGAUUGUGGAGAAAAAGUAAACGAAGUACUUGAGAGUAUGAAUACUAAAGUACUAGUUGAAGUUAUUUUUGAUAGUUAAAGUGAUUUUGAGAAAGAAGUGAUUACCAUAUUUUGUGGAUAAGUGAAAUCUAGACGCAAGUGAUGAGGCAGAAGUGUUUGUUAUUGUAAUUUUACAUGGAUUUGAAUUUGUAGUAAUGUGUAACUGUUUUAUGAGAAUUACUGAUAUCGUACUGUUAUAUACUCAUCAGUUCUUGCGAAAAAUGUGCUGAGACCCAACAAAAAUAUAUAAGUAAAUAAAAAAGAGCGAUAGAGCGCGUCUAACUUUGAGUGUUAAUUAAAGCUGUGAACUCCUUGUAGCCAGCAACGUGCAACUUUUGACACUUGAUGUCAGCUAUGAAGCGAACGGACCGUGUAAACGAAAAAAAAGUAAUUAAAGCAAAUGAAAAGCAUAACGAAAAAAGCCCAGAAGACAUAGUGAGCUGAUCUUAUGUGACAUACAUACAUUUGAAUAAUGACAUAUGAUAUACAUAUAUAUGACUAAACCAUAUAAAGUUUGAGUAAAUAACAACAAAAAGUGUGCAUAAAAACAAAUACAACCAAAUAAAAUUGAAGAAAAUUGAAGACAAGUCGAUAAGAGCUGCAAACGUAACAAGCACAAGUUCAAGUUUCCCUGCUUAGUAACCAUAUACGCAGGCAAGACAUAUAAAUUAUAUACCCGGACAGCGAAGAACAGGUGUAAAAGUCGAAAGCUGCGCUCGAAAGUGUGCAAACACGAAGAAGAAGCGCAAUGCUAAAGCGGAAGGGAAGUAAAUCAACAACUGUUGUGCUGUAGUUCCGAAAUUGUUUUUGUUGUGUUGAUCUCUUUCCCUCGUUUUUGCGCUAAGUAAAAAAAAUACACUUGGCACACCGACCGAACACUUGCCAAGGUGGACGGACAGAUAAGCAGACGCGCCGAGAAAAGGUGCGCAACCCUCAUCAAGUGUGUGCUCAUAUGUUCAUAUUUUGCAAAUACAUACAUAUAUUAUACAUACAAAUGUAUGUGUGGUUGUAUGUGUAGAAAAGGGUAUGCUAUUUGCAGCUAACAAGUGUGUGUAUCAAUAAAAAUAUAUAUCGAAAGCAAAAACAAAUAUGCUGCAUUGAAAAUAUAUAUACAAUAAAUAUUUGAUAUACUUAUGUGAGUGCCUGCAUACAACAACAAUAAAACUAAUCACUGCCAGCGUGCAUUCAGGCGUGUAAACGCGGCCUAAGCAUUGCAUAUGCCAACUUUUACCACAAAUUACUUGGCAAAAGUAUUGCAAUCUAAUAAAUAGUACUCAAAAAUGUCCACUACGCCAACAAAAAUAACUUAAAUAAUAAUUUAUAAUUUUAACCAAAAACAAAAAAUCAUAUUUUCCACAAAUAUCACCGCCAAAAGUUAUAAACAUGGAUACGGUUGCUAUUAAAACCGCACCACCGCAUGCGCCGCUAGCUGCCACACAACAACAAAAUGCCAUUCAACAGCAGCAGCAAACGUUGCCCGCCAAAGCGCCCAAAAAUAAUGCUGAUUUCUAUACGAAAACCAGUGUUGGCGCAUUUUUUCAAACCUGCAAGGUCUUAUGGCACUUGGACGCCUUUCGUCGUUCCUUUCGCACCCUCAAUCAUCACAUUUGUUGCGGUCAAGAUUGUAUAUUCUGUGCACUGAAGGAACUUUUCCAACAACUGCAGACCAGCUCCGAACCGGCUCUAUGUCCGGAGCCUUUGCGUCGUGCCUUGGCUAGUGGUCCGCUAGCAGGUCGUCGCUUUCCGCUCGGUUGCCUUGGCGAUGCGGCCGAGUGCUUUGAAUUGCUGUUGCAUCGUGUGCAUUCGCACAUUUCGCCGGAUGAUGGCGACUCUUGCGAUUCGCAGGCGUGUGUGGCACAUCGUCGCUUCGCGAUGCGCGUCAUCGAACAGAGCGUGUGCAAGUGUGGCGCCAAUUCGGAGCAAUUGCCAUUCACACAGAUGGUACACUAUGUCUCGGCAUCAGCGUUGACCUCACAAAAUAGCUUGGCAGUGCAAAAUCACCAGCAACUCACAUUUGGUCAGCUGCUGCGCGCCGCCGGUAAUAUGGGUGACAUCAGAGAUUGUCCGAAUGCUUGUGGCGCUAAGAUCGGCAUCUGUCGUGCGUUGCUCAAUCGACCGGAUGUCGUUUCGAUUGGCAUCGUGUGGGACUCGGAACGUCCUGCCGCCGAUCAAGUACAUGCUGUACUCAAGGCCAUCGGCACCAGUUUACGUCUGUCGGACGUCUUCCAUCAAGUCGCCGAACAUCGUUGGGCACAAAACGUGCAACAUGAGUUGGUCGGCAUUGUCUCGUAUUACGGUAAACACUAUACAACCUUCUUCUUCCACACCAAACUCAAGGUUUGGGUGUACUUCGAUGAUGCAAAUGUCAAGGAGGUCGGUCCCAACUGGGAAGGCGUCGUCGACAAAUGCAGUCGCGGUCGCUAUCAACCGCUGUUGCUGCUCUACGCUGUGCCACAGCCACCUUCGGGCGGCACACAAUUCGCGCCGGAGACCACACAAUCCACGCUUGUACGUCGCGCCAUAACGCCGAGCCCCAUCACGCCGGAUAAACCGAACCUGGGCAAUACACGUCGUGCCAUCACACCAACACCAUUACGCUCGCCCAACGACUAUCAGAAUUUGAGUGUUAUACAAAAGAACAUCUUUGCUGGUGCUGCUGUGGUUGCAACCAAGAACAACAACACAAAUACCGGCAACAACACCACCAAUGAUGAAACAGAUGCUUAUAUACGCCGCAAGACGGUGGAGCACGUGCUGAAUGCACAGCAAUAUCAGAAUUUGAGCGUUGUGCAGGAUAAGAUCUUCGCCAACAAUAACGGUAAUGUUACGAAUACCCAAACAGCCGAUGAGAAGGAUGGCGAUAUAUUGGCACACAAGAUCGGCAAAGUACUUAAUGCGCAGAUGGUGCGCAAAUAUCAUCUGCAGCUACAACGCAGUCAAAGCGCUGAGUCGGGACAUGUUAGCGGUGGCUCUUCGAAUGGCUCAUCACCGCCCAGUGAUGGUCUGACUAUGCCAGAUCAUUUGAAUCAACCGAGACGUCGCGAUUCGGGCAACUGGUCGGGUGACCGCAAUAGCGCAAGCUCUGCCUCAUCCACCACGCUAGAUAAUCCCUAUCUCUAUAUGGUGGGCAAACGUAAUCCACCCGCAGUGCCACAAAGUCCGACACGCAAUGGUUUACCAUACGAUCCCGGUUAUGAUUCGUUUUCGUUGAGCUCAACUGAUUCGUAUCCACCGAAACAUCAUUUGAAUCCACAACUGGCGAAGAUACCCGAAGCUGCCGCUUCAACUAUACUCUCGGGUGAUUGCGAAAAGCUGUGUCACGAGGCCGAUCAGCUAUUGGAGAAAUCGCGUCUCGUCGAGGAGUCACACGAUUUGGAGACCGCAUUGGUACUCUGUAAUGCCGCUGCCGGACGUGCACGCGCCGCCAUGGAUGCGCCCUACAGCAAUCCACACACCAUGACAUUCGCACGCAUGAAACACAACACAUGCGUAAUGCGUGCACGCAGCUUACAUCGUCGCAUAUUGGUAGAGAAGGGCGCCGAUAUGGAUGCCAUGCCAGAGAUGAAGCAUAUGCGUGAGGGCAGCAACAGCAGCGUGAAACAUGUGCGUCAAAAUAGCAAGGAUAAGACUUUGGAUAAGCUGCCGACCCCGGCAAAUGCAAAUGCCGCCAAUGCGGCAACCGCUGCAGCCAACAAAAGCAUCGAGAUCUAUGCAACGCUGCCGAAAAAGAAGAGUCCACUGAAGGCACUAGCAGCCGCUGUGGGCAACGAUGACAAUGCCAUCGAGUACGAGCCAGCCGCACCUGUUGUUGCGAAGCCGGAGCGUGAGAGUCGCUCAAUCUUCGGCCGUAGUAGCAGUAAAUCGGAGAAGGAGAAGCGCAGUCGCAGUGAAGAUCGCAAUAAGCUGACGCGUGAGUUCUCAUUGACGGAAACUUUGUUGGUAAACGCCAAGGAUACGCUGAAGAAGCACAAAGAGGACAAGGAUGAGAAGAAGGAGAAAGAUAAAAAUGGCAAAAAGCAGCAUAAGAUACGACGCAAACUCUUAAUGGGUGGACUCAUAAGACGAAAAAACCGCUCUAUGCCUGAUUUGACCGAAGCUGGCGAUGAUGCCGCCAAUCAGAAGGAGGCGCCCGCACCGCUCGCCACUUCAGUGGACGACAGCUCAGUCGGUUUGAAUGGCAAGAAUGGCAUGAGCGGCUAUAUUUCCGAGGGUCACUUCGACUAUCGUGACUCGAAUAAUGCAAAUCCGAAUUUAGAGCGCAGCAAAUUGAUGCGUAAGAGCUUCCACGGUAGCGGACGUCAAUUGACUGUGGUCGCUAAGGUAGCGCCACCACCGCCCAUGCGCACAAGCUCAGCGCUAACACCACAGCAAUUGCAGCAACAGCUGGCACUACAACAACAGCAAGACGCUGCGGUGUUGCAACAUUUCCAUCACGAAGCGAAUCUCUCCAAUGUUUCGGUUAUGAGCUCCAACACGUCCAUCAGCGAAGACUCAUGCCAGACCAUUAUCACAACGUGCGCGCAGGUGCACAACGAACAGAGUCCGCUGAAGGACAGCUUGUAUCAGACAACAAAUGGUGUGCCACAAUAUCAACACUAUAACGGUUAUAGCGCCACACCAGUCGAUUUGGGUCGAGAUGAAGUCGAUGUACCAACAGGCAACGCCAACGGUACUGCUAACGGCAACGUUAACACCAACGCUGGCAGUAAUACAGCCGAUGCACCACUCGAACUACCGCCAUACCCGAGCCCCCCGCAAUCGGUCUGCCAUUCGCGUCAAGCCAGCGAGGAUUUCCCACCACCACCGCCGGAGAUCGAUCUUGAGCCGCUGAACCACCAGAUCAGCCAACUGCAAGUACUCGAAGCAAAUAAACAGCAGCGCAGCAUGGAGACGCUUGAGGGCACCACCAGCAUUUUGGCACAAUUGCAGCAGCGUCACCAGCUCAUGAAGUUGCGCAAAGAGCAGGCAACACCCACUUGUGAACCCACAAAUUGGCUGAAAGAGUUACAGGCCAAGCAAACCGAUCUCAGAAAUGCCCAACAGCGUGCUACCACAGACUCGCCAAUCGUACAGCUGACGCAGCAGUCGUCCAAUGGCGUACGAGAAUUGGCGAACCGUUUCGAACAAACGAAAGCAACCAGUGCAGGUGAACAACCACCGCUACGUUCAUACUCGUCACAAGAGUUGCUUAACCCUGGCAGCAAGCCCACGAUACGUACACAAAUGAAUGGGCUACCGCCAGCGCCGCUCGCGCACAAGAGCGAAUCGGAUGAAGUGGAUUGCGCGCCGCAGCGCUUGCAACGUCUGCCUCCACACCAGGUGCUGCCAAAGCCCAAAUACGAAGUGCCACAAUCGCAAAUCGCCGAAGAACUGCGCGAAGUUGAGAUGCUCAACACAAUGGUGCAGCAAACGCUGAGCAAUGCGCAGGUGGCGCAACAGCAACAACAACAGCUGCAACAACCACAGCAAGGCGCGCAACAGAGCAGCGCGGCCGCAGCCACCGCGUUGCCGAAGCGCGUCAAGAAGAAGAGCGUUUCAUUCUGCGAUCAAGUCAUACUUGUGGCGACGGCAGACAAUGAGGAGGACGACGACUUCAUACCGAAUCCGAUUUUGGAGCGUGUUUUGCGCACGGCGCAAAAUCCCAACGAGAAGGUAACCGCGCACCUCAUACAACAACAACAGCAAAAUAUGAUACGCUUGCCGACGGAAGCGCCAUCGCGCAUUGUGCAACCACUGCCACCAGCGGUGCAACAACAACAGCAACAGCAUCAACCACAACAACAUCAUGCGCAACAACAACUGUCGGCGUCGCUACCAUUGGCGCAGCCGUCGCCAAUGUUGGGCAACGAUCGCCGCCCCUCGCCGCUGCAGGGUCAAGAUAUGCAACGCUACGUGCAAGUGCAACGCCCACAGCUCGAAGCGCUGCGCCAACAGCAGCAGCAAAUUCAACAACAGCAGCAGCAGGAGCAGCGCCAACAGCAACAAUCCGCUAUGCCAUAUAUGCCAGCGGGACAAGUGUACACGCCCAUGCAGGACAUCUAUCGCAUGCAGCACCAGCAACAACAACAACAGCAACAGCAGCCACAGCCACAGUAUGCAACGCAGUUGACGUCAGCGCAUCAGCAACACGCACUGUACGAAGAGCGCAUGCAUGCCAACAACAACAGCAGCAACAACAAUCACGCGUUGCUUGCCGCGCGCACGAGCAUGAGCGGCAUCGCUAAUGUUGCCACGCAGCAACAUAUGCAGAUGUUAGCAGCUCAACAACAGCAGCAGCAACAACAACAACAGCAACACUUGGAUGCACAAUCCAGUUACGUGAGCAUACCGCGCUCACACGCCAACCAUCAACAGCAAAGCUACUCCGUGCAACUACAGAAGCACCAGCAGCUCUUGCAACAACACCAACAGCAACAAUUGCCAACCAGCAACGGCUACUAUCCCGGCGUGCCAGGUUUGGACACCGUACCGCUACCAUCACCCUACCAGCGUGUACCCCUGCCACACGGCUAUGGCAGCGAACAAUUCCCACCGCCUUCCCUCAACAAUAUGCCGAAACCUCAGCAUCCCUACCCCUCACCCAACACAGCCACACACCUUACCAAUGGGACGCCCUCACCCUACUUCCCCGUGCCGCAAAAUGCCGCCGUCGCGCUAGCCAACGCACAGCCGCCGCACACGAAGGCAUCGCACCAGAAGAAGGUCAGUUUCGAGCCCGGCACGAAAGGCGAAACGGACUCGCUCUGCAACGGCAGCAACAAUCACAACAGCAACGCCAGUAAUAUGUCAGCAGCAUUACCACCAAAACCGUUGGGUCUCAGCGCCGCCACAGCCAAUAAUAGCUCCGCUGCCUCGCAACAGAACGGUCUGCCGCCGCCAGUGCUGUUGGACAGCAGCGUCAAUGUGACGGCCAUACCGACACGCGUUUACAACAACGCCAUUGUCAAGGCAUCCGCCAAAGCGGUGGAGUGCAAUCUGUGUCGAAAGCGUCACAUCAUCGCGCCCGCCGUCUACUGCACCAACUGCGAAUACUACCUGCAGAUGUUGAACAGUCGGCGAUGAAACGCGCGCGCCAUGAAGUAACGCGUUGGCCAGCGCGCGCUCAGCGCCAUGCGUUUUGAGCGCGGCGCUGUUAAUAAGCAAUUAUCGCUGUGCGAAUUUAGUUUUGCAUUUCACUAGCGUUAAGCAUUCACAUUGCUCAUUAAUCAUAAUCAUAGAACUUAGUGCUAAAAUAAUUCGUAAAAUAGUUGUAAAAUUAGACUUUAAAUGAAAAUAUGGAAUCUCAAGCAAAGCUGCCUUACAUUGCAGUUCAAGUGCAAUUUGUUAGGAAAUAAAUGAAGAAGCUUGUUGCAGACAUUAAUGCAGGUAA
This is a messenger RNA of Bactrocera latifrons, 7608 nucleotides long. RefSeq lists its product as uncharacterized. Gene Ontology annotation, molecular function: cysteine-type deubiquitinase activity. The transcript has 6 exons. The coding region runs from base 1623 to 7301 and encodes 1892 amino acids. Gene Ontology annotation, biological process: protein deubiquitination. Lineage: Eukaryota; Metazoa; Arthropoda; Insecta; Diptera; Tephritidae. The record is from RefSeq and is a predicted model, not a curated record.